AGUUAUUGCAGCUGCAGGAGGCUGUCUGUAUGAGAUAAUCUCUGACAGUGUGUCGAUAACACACGCCGUGCUCUGCGGUGUCUCCUCUGCUGCUCUGAAAUUAGUUCUGACACAUAAAGGAGGAUGUCUGCGACUGUGAAGAAUCCUUUUCAACAUAUAGUUGAGCAUCUGGACCCAGAUGAACCAAAUGAGCAGUUUUACAAUCUUACCAAACUUGCAGAUCCCAGAUAUGACCGUCUGCCCUUCUCCAUCCGUGUCCUCUUGGAGUCUGCCGUCAGGAACUGCGAUGAGUUUCUGGUGAAGAGCUCAGAUGUGGAAAGCAUCCUUAACUGGAAGGAGACUCAGACUCAGACUGUGGGUCCUUUCAGACCGGCCCGCGUCAUCCUGCAGGACUUCACUGGCGUCCCUGCUGUCGUGGACUUUGCCGCCAUGCGUGAUGCGGUGAUGAAACUUGGCGGUGACCCGGAGAAGAUUAAUCCUGUUUGUCCAGCUGACCUCGUCAUCGAUCACUCCAUCCAGGUGGACUUUAACAGAAAGUCGGACAGCGUUCAGAAAAACCAGGACUUGGAGUUUGACAGGAACAGAGAGAGAUUUCAGUUUUUAAAGUGGGGCUCGAAGGCGUUCAGAAACAUGCGAAUCAUUCCUCCGGGGUCAGUUGUUCAUCAGGUCAACCUGGAGUACUUGGCUCGAGUGGUGUUCAAAUAUGAAGGCUUCUUUUACCCCGAUAGCCUGGUGGGCACCGACUCCCACACCACAAUGAUCGAUGGACUGGGAGUCCUAGGAUGGGGCGUCGGAGGAAUCGAGGCGGAGGCUGUGAUGUUGGGUCAGCCGAUAAGUAUGGUGCUCCCUGAGGUGGUGGGAUACAAGCUGAGUGGGACCCCCGACACGUUCAUAACCUCCACUGACAUUGUCCUCACCGUUACCAAGCACCUCCGUCAGGUAGGCGUCGUGGGGAAGUUUGUGGAGUUCUUCGGCCCCGGUGUCGCUCAGCUGUCCAUCGCUGACCGAGCCACCAUCGCCAACAUGUGUCCGGAGUACGGCGCCACCGCCGCUUUCUUCCCCGUGGACGACGUCAGCAUACAGUACCUGGAGCAGACCGGGCGAGAUGCGGAGAAACUGGCCUACAUCACAAAGUACCUGAAGGCGGUGUCGAUGUUCAGAGACUACAACAACAUCUCUCAGGAUCCAGAUUUCACUCAGGUUGUGGAGCUGGAUCUGAGUGCCGUUGUUCCCUGUUGCAGCGGUCCAAAACGACCCCAGGAUCGAAUCCCAGUGUCCGACAUGAAGACCGAUUUUGAAUCCUGCCUGGCAGCAAAGACGGGUUUCAAAGGUUUCCAGGUGUCUCCUGAUCGUCACAACUCGUCCGUUCCCUUCCAGUUUAACGAAAAAGAGUUCACGUUAAGUCACGGCUCUGUGGUCAUCGCCGCCAUUACCAGCUGCACCAACACCAGCAACCCGUCCGUCAUGCUCGGAGCAGGACUCCUUGCUAAGAAGGCGGUGGAGUGCGGCUUGAGCGUGAAGCCGUACAUCAAGACGAGCCUGUCGCCGGGCAGCGGGGUCGUCACCUAUUACCUGAAGGAGAGCGGAGUCAUGGACUACCUCUCCAAACUGGGCUUUGAGGUGGUCGGCUACGGCUGCAUGACGUGUAUAGGAAACAGCGGGCCGCUCCCAGAGCCGGUGGUGGAGGCAAUAACACAGGGCGAUCUGGUCGCAGCAGGAAUCCUCUCAGGAAACAGAAACUUUGAAGGCAGAGUUCAUCCAAACACCAGAGCAAACUACCUAGCUUCUCCUCCGCUCGUCAUCGCCUACGCCAUCGCCGGCACCGUCAGGAUAGACUUUGACAAAGAGCCCAUUGCCGUUAACUCUGAGGGCAAAGAGAUUUUCCUGAGGGACAUCUGGCCCACACGAGAGGAGAUCCAGGCCGUGGAGAGGACCUUCGUCAUCCCGUCCAUGUUUAAAGAAGUCUACGAGAAGAUAGAGAAAGUGAACGAACGCUGGAACUCUCUGGUCGCUCCGUCUGAUAAACUCUACACCUGGGACUCCAAUUCCACCUACAUCAAGUCUCCACCUUUCUUCGAUGGUUUGACCAGGCAGCUCCAUCCUCCUAAAUCCAUACAGGACGCCUUCGUGCUGCUGAACCUGGGCGACUCGGUCACCACCGACCACAUCUCUCCUGCAGGAAACAUCGCCAGGAACAGCUCUGCAGCGCGCUACCUCACCAGCAGAGGAUUUGACCCUCGGGACUACAACUCGUACGGCUCACGGCGAGGAAACGACGCCGUCAUGGCCAGAGGGACAUUUGCAAACAUCCGCCUGUUCAACAAGUUCCUCAACAAGCAGGCGCCUCAAACCAUCCACCUGCCCAGCGGAGACACGCUGGAUGUGUUCGAUGCUGCCGAGCGGUAUCAGCAGUCCGGAGUCCCUCUGCUGGUUCUUGCGGGGAAAGAGUACGGCUCGGGCAGCUCCAGAGACUGGGCAGCAAAGGGUCCGUUUCUACUGGGUAUUAAGGCUGUUAUAGCAGAGAGCUACGAGCGGAUCCAUCGCAGUAACCUGGUGGGGAUGGGAGUGAUUCCUCUGGAGUAUCUAACCGGAGACACGGCUGACAGCCUGGGCCUGACGGGACGAGAGCGCUACACCAUCAUCAUCCCCGAGCCGCUCACGCCGCGCAUGAUCGUCGACGUCAAGGUACCUCGACACGGGAAAACAUUCCAGGUGAGGAUGAGAUUCGACACGGAUGUGGAGCUGGCGUAUUUCCACAACGGAGGAAUCCUCAACUACAUGAUCCGAAAGAUGUCCGAAAACUAAACCCAACAAACGUGCUGAGUUCAGCGGAACAGCAGGAGAGUCGGGCUUCUGAUCCUCAGCUGGAGUCCAAUAUGGCGUUGCUGUUUUGAAGAAAACUGUCUGAAAAUAAUCGAAUCGUUGUCGUGAGUUUGGAGCAGAGAGACAUUUAUACUGUAGCUGGAUGACAUCAUUUCCUCUUUUCACUGAGAACGCUGCUACUUCCUGUGAUCACACAGCAGACCUAAACUGAAAUAUGAGCGCCCUCAGAGGCAAGAGAGACGAAAACACCUACUGGUGAUUCAGUUUCUAAGACGUUAAAAAAUCAUAUCCACGUCCAGGCAGGGGGGAAGUUUCCCAUGAUCAUAUUCCUCGUUAUCAGUGAAGGGGGGGGGGGGGCACAGGCCGGACUCGAACCCAGGCCGCCUGCCUGGAAGACCACAGCAUCCACCAAUGCACCACCAGCACCCCAGGAAGGUCACUUUUAAGUCGAAAGCAAAAGAAAAAAUCCUCCUUAGAAAAAAGAUCCCCAGAACAUUUGAAUCUCUCUUGCCUCUCUGGACUAGAGUACUGAAUCUAUAGACGAUAUAUAAAUAUAUUUACUUAAUCUACAACGUGUAUAUUUUCAGUGAAAGGUAUGAUGAUGAUUUUAACUCCUUCCUCACGCUCGAUAAACGUUCUCACAUUCCACACUUUAUCGUGAAGUGGUCUUUUUGUCUCCAUCUCAAGUUAACGUUAACGACUGCCUUACUUUAUAAUCUGACUGUGUGUGCGCCGUCUUCUUCUUUGUCAUCAAAUGUUAGUUAUUAGAUCGUAGAGAGAGACCUGAUCAUGUGUCUGUGUAACGUCUCAUGUUCAUCACACUGUGUGAAUGCUUUCAGCCACAGAUGACUGACACUUCAAUAAAAUGUGAUUCUGUUCUUG
Labrus bergylta (ballan wrasse) is the source of this 3705-nucleotide messenger RNA. The record is from RefSeq and is a predicted model, not a curated record. NCBI's taxonomy places the organism in Eukaryota, Metazoa, Chordata, Actinopteri, Labriformes, Labridae.